Molecule: messenger RNA, 1513 nt
Organism: Anopheles maculipalpis
Lineage: Eukaryota; Metazoa; Arthropoda; Insecta; Diptera; Culicidae
Product: PAT complex subunit CCDC47
Exons: 3
Coding region: 7-1500 (497 amino acids)
Biological process (GO): endoplasmic reticulum calcium ion homeostasis
Cellular component (GO): endoplasmic reticulum
Molecular function (GO): calcium ion binding
Source: RefSeq, a predicted model, not a curated record
ACCACCAUGCGACUGCUGCUUCCACUAACGGUAGUGCUGGUAGUGCUUUGCCUAUCACCCCAGCGCCUCACUGCACAAGAUCUCGAGGACAAUGAUUUUGCCGAGUUCGAAGACUUUGAUGACGAUGAGUUUGUAAUGGGAGAAACACAUCAGACUGGGCAACAGGCACAUGGACAGGCAGCUCAGGGAGAAGGACGGCAAGGAAACGAAGCGGAAAAGAUAAAUUUGAAGAUGAAGUCCGCUUCGCAAGACAGUGAAGACUUCAUGGAGAUUGAUGACGAUCAGGCAGACGAGGACGGUAUCGUGGAGGACGAGGACAGUGAAUUUGAGCAUUUCCAAGAUGAGGAAGAGUUUGAGGGUUUUACCAGUACGAUCAUCGGUGAUCAGGAGGAGUUGCGCCAGGGGGAGCCGGUCGGAAAGCAUGCGGAACCGAAGCUAACGAUUCCGAAAGUGCCAAUACAUUUCCGCACCCACUGGGAUUCGUACUGGAUGGAAAUGCUCAUGCUAGCCGGUUUAAUGGCGUACUUCGCCAACUAUCUGGUUGGCAAUAAGAAGAACUCAGCCAUCGCAAACCAGUGGCUAUCGAUACAUCGCACACUGCUGGAGGACAACUUUGCGCUCGUUGGUGACGAUGGCAAAAAGGAAACGGAAGGAUCGACCUUUAGCUUUAACAAGGAAAGCGAAAGUGUCUACACCCUAUGGUGCAGCGGACGGACCUGUUGCGAAGGAAUGUUGGUGGAGUUGAAGAUGAUCAAACGGCAGGACUUGGUGUCGCUGAUCGCUGGCAUAAUGAAGCCGGUACAGGAUCAGCUGCAUAUCAAGGUGGAACUGUCGGCGGACUCGAUGGAUAACUUUGUGUUUUGUGUGGCCAGUCGUAAGCAAGCUACAAAGAUGUUCAAAGAGCUCAACGAUUUGAACAAAUUCUGUUGUCUAGUCAACAAGGCCGAGGAUAAGUACAACAUUCCCGGUUUUGCGUUGUUAUCGGAGAUUGCCGAGGUGUCGGCCAGUAUAUUAGAUGGUAGAGUAGUAGCAGCUUUAAAUAAGUACUCGCACCUGAUCGACUACAUUCACCUAUCGGAUCAGUACAGUGGUCCGAUUCAGCAGGAAGAUCCGAACCAGCUGAAGCGCCCGGACGUGCGCCGUAUUCUGCACUGCGGAUUUAAUGUGCCCGUGAAGGGCGAUCUAGAAGAGAUGAAACCACUACUAAUACUCGUGUUUUAUUUGAUGGAUCGUGUGCGUCGUUUUAAACUGUCCAAGGAGGCAAAAUCAAAAUCGGACAAAAAUCGUGCUGCCGUCGAGGAAGAGUUUAUGAAGAGCACUCACCAGGCCCGCGCCGAAGCGGCCGCAUUGCGUCGCGAAGAAAAGCGUAAGGCGGAGAAGGAGAAAAUCUUAGCCGAAGAAGAUCCGGAAAAGCAACGGCGCUGGGAAAAGAAGGAGCAGAAACGCCAACUGAAGAAGCAAGCACCUAAAAUGAAGCAGCUUUCCAUUAAGGCCCUGUAAACCGGGGUCCAAA